Messenger RNA from Kazachstania africana CBS 2517, 1650 nucleotides. It is a transcript of the gene MSB4, whose product is annotated as Rab GTPase-activating protein MSB4. The record is from RefSeq and is a predicted model, not a curated record. The transcript has a single exon. The coding region runs from base 1 to 1650 and encodes 549 amino acids. Lineage: Eukaryota; Fungi; Ascomycota; Saccharomycetes; Saccharomycetales; Saccharomycetaceae.
AUGUCAAGAGAUGCAUUGAUGCUGGAUGAAAGCACGUUAAAAGGACGAUAUAUGAAUAGCCUGGGUGAUCUAAGUUUGUCCGUUUCCACAGGCGAGCUGCUAAAAGAUGUGGUUGAAUCUUCUGCAGCAGCUAAACGACAAAGUGUCCCUGAACUGGGAGAUCAAGCCAAAGUGCGUAUACAUGACUCGAGCUUGCCAAAUGCCACUAUGAUUAUUAAAGACAAGAUCGGUAAUGAGGAGGAACGAAAAGCAAUUACCAUGAAAAGAUAUUCCAUGGUUAGUAGAAGUAACCCAAACCAUUUCGAUAGAUAUGGCUUCAAAAAACAAACAGCUUAUGUGACAGAAGUUGAAUAUGACCAUUGGUGGGACUAUUACUCUACGUAUUGCUAUAGACGAAAACAAAAGUGGGAGAGACUUUUUACACAAUUAGGGUUGCCUGUUGAUGACGCACCUACGAGUUUUCCUUCAAGAGGUGAGAAAUUGAAGAGAUACGUAAGAAAAGGAAUUCCUGCUGAAUGGAGAGGCAACGCAUGGUGGCACUUUGCUAGAGGGGAUGAAAAACUAAGCAAAAACAAAGGUGUAUAUGAUAAGCUACUUUUGCAAUUGAAACAUGUACAUGAAAGGAAAGAUUUUGAGGUCAUUGAAAGAGAUUUGUAUAGAACUUUCCCUGACAAUAUUCAUUUUUAUAAGGAGCCCUUCCAAAAUGAGGAUCCUCACAUGAUCCAAUCAUUAAGAAGGAUUUUGCGUGCAUUCUCCAUCUACGAUGAGAAUAUUGGUUAUUGUCAGUCUUUAAACUUUAUUGCAGGCCUCUUGUUGUUAUUUAUGGAUGAAGAGAAGGCAUUUUGGAUGCUAGUGAUUAUUACUAAACAAUAUCUUCCAAAAGUCCAUUCAAUGGACUUGGAGGGGGUUAAUAUUGAUCAAGGAGUUUUAGUACUUUGUAUUAAGCAGUAUCUCCCAGACAUUUGGAGGGAAAUUGAGACAUCCUAUGUAACUCAUAAUGCGGCUCCUUCUAAUAUCCACAAUGAGUAUCUUUAUAGACUACCUCCAAUUACAUUAUCAACAGCAAGCUGGUUUAUGAGCUGUUUUAUAGGUGUUGUUCCCAUUGAAACUACACUAAGAAUAUGGGAUUGCCUUUUUUAUGAAAAGUCACAUAUACUUUUCAAAAUAUCGUUAGGGCUAUUAAAACUUAGUGAAGAUGAACUACUUGGCAAGAAACAUAUUAAUGCGAAACAAGCGAAUUCUUUUUUUGGUUCAGAAACAACGAUUGAGCAAGCCUAUUCUCAAGAGGAUCGAGAUAUUCUCAUGUUUCAAGUAAUACAGACAUUUCCAAGAAAAUUGAUCGAUCCAAACGAACUUUUUGAUCGGAUACUUUCUAAAAAUAGGAUUCCGUUAAAUAAGAUGGGCCAAGAAGAAAUUGAUCGUUGCAGAAAAUAUGUAGCAGGACAACGUAACAAAUUGAGAUAUUUUGACGGCGCACUCGCUGGUAGUACGGUAGGUCUCUCUUCAAACAAAGGAAUAUUUCUUGAAGAUGAGGCGGUAAAUGAGAUAUUACUUUCUGAAUUAUUCGAUUACGAUAAGAAUAGUUUUAGCGGAAUAAGCUGGAACAAUAGACUAAAAGAGAGAGUUCGAAGGAUGAAACUAAAAAAGUAG